Messenger RNA from Camellia sinensis, 707 nucleotides. The record is from RefSeq and is a predicted model, not a curated record. NCBI's taxonomy places the organism in Eukaryota, Viridiplantae, Streptophyta, Magnoliopsida, Ericales, Theaceae.
UUUUUAACAAUAGACUAUGAGAAUUCUAUCCAAGAACAUAAAGUAGCCGAAAAUAUUUUUGAAAAUGGAAGAGGAAUGGGUUGUAUCGAUCGCUUUAAUGAUGGGGUAUGGAAAUGUUCAUGCACUUAGCUCGUGUAGUCUGUUUUAUUAUUUUUGUGUCUUUGUCAGUCACCUUUUCUCUGUCUGUUCAAUAUAUAAACACACACACUCACACUUUUCUUCAACCUCCAUUGUCCCCUCAUAAACCUCCAUAACUUCUCUUCAACUUUCACUUUCCAAUGGAGAGUCCAUACAUAUUGCUCAUCUCUCUCCUCCUAAUCAGCUUCCUCUUUGCUCCGAGUCUGGCCUUGGCGUACAAUAUUCGUGCGAUUUUCACAUUUGGAGACUCAAUUUUUGAUGCGGGUAACAAUCAUUUCAACAAAAACUGCACUGCACAAGCAGAUUUUCCGCCCUAUGGAUCGAGUUUUUUUCGCCAUCCCACUGGUAGAUUCACCAAUGGCAGAACAGUUGUGGACUUCAUUUCUCAAUUUGUUGGAAUAGAAUUACAAAAGCCAUAUCUUGAGUUACAAAGUGAAGUGGUGAAUGGAAGUAUGAAGGAAUAUCCAUCCAAUGGCAUCAACUUUGCAAGUGCUGGGAACGGUGUCCUUCGUGGAACAAACCAUUAUUUGAUCAGAGAAAACCUGGAAGUACCUAUCUCACUGUCAUAA